UGGUCGCCAUGUUGUCUUUGUAAAACUCACUGACUUAUAUGAGAGAAGCAUGACAGGAAAACUAGCUAACAUCACCUCCAAUGAGCCUUGAGAAUACUUUAAAAAUGUCAUAUUUUUUUAGUUUAAGCUGUAUUUCAUGUUAACCUCACUGCUGACAGUGUGCUAAACGUAUUUUGAGGUUAUUUUAAGUCUGUACGUUGGUGUUUAGCUGCCUUGAAGUAGCUUUUAGCCGGCAAGGUACAGUAAGCUAACAAAAUCAGUGAAAGUUACCUUCACACUGUUAUGGCAUAAAUAUGAUGAAAAAAAUCCAAUUCAGUCUCUAAUAUAGCUAAUAAACUAAAGGUGAACACAGUUAAAUACAGCGAAAGAUUCACACAUAGAGAAUCCCGUUGAGAAACCAGUCAGUUGACAGUUAUCAUGCGGUGUGUUUUCAUUGAGAAAUGUUUUAUUAAGAUGAAUUAUCGUAUAAACUUCUGAAAUUUAACUUCAGUGAUAAGAGCAAACAGUCUAUUUUAUCAGCCGAAUGAAAAAAGACACGGUUUUAAGUAAAAUUUGUCGUUUUUUGUCGCAUUUUUUCAAGAAGCUGUUGAACUUUUUCACAAUGCGACGACUUUUAACGAGAGUCAUAAACCGAGUUCUGCUGAGUGAACCGUUUACAGCAGCGAUGAUCUCUGAAGCAGAAAUACACACACAAGGUCGCCGAAAACUGGUGGUGGGGCUGGGUAACACGGGGAUGGAGAGUACCAGACACAGCGUGGGCAUGGCGGUGCUCGGCGCGCUCGCCGCCCGGCUCGGUGUGGCCGACCGUUGGCGCGGCGACAAGCAAGUGUCCGGUGAGGUCAUCGUGUCAGAGGUACAACACACGCACGUGGUGCUGCUCCGUCCCAAGCUGCUCAUGAACAUCAACGGAGUGUCAGUGGCCAAAGCAGCUGGUAAAUACGGCGUCAAGCCUGAAGACGUCCUGCUGGUCCACGACGAACUGGACAAACCUCUGGGGAAGAUCGCCGUCAAAUACGGAGGAAGCGCCAGAGGUCAUAACGGCGUCCGCUCCUGCAUCGACUGUCUUCAGACUGAUGUGAUGCUCCGGCUUCGGGUCGGGAUCGGCCGGCCGACAGGGAAAACGUCGGUGGAGCGUCACGUCCUGAGCCGGUUCUCCUCAGAGGAACAGAAGGUUUUGGACUCUGUUCUGGUCCAGAGCGUGGACCUACUCCUCGCCCAGCUCUCCCAGGAAGACUCCCAGCAGGACUCCCAGUCCCCCUCCUCACCAGCAGGGGGCAGACAAGCAGCACAGAAGAGGAAAGCGAGGGAGCGCUCAGCCUCUCCAGCUGAGGACUCUGCUGCCGGUCAGAUAUGAGGCUGAAUGUUUCUGAACUCUCAAAGACACGACUGCCUCGAAUAGAAAACACAGAGAGAAGGACUUUACUCAUAUUUAUUUCCUCUGUGGUGUGAGAUACAUUUAUUAGAAGUGAGACACCUCUAAGAAAGAGAAGAGCUGCAACUAAUGAUGGUUUGUAUCUGAACUGAACCUUCAUAAAAUGUCAAAAAUGAUGGAAGUCAGUCACAGGUUUCCAGUCUGACCAGCAGCCAGAAAACCCAAAGAAUGAAUUGUGUAUUUACUCAUGUUUGUGUGAUUAUUGAUUGAGAUCAAUACCUCAAAAACCUGUCAACAGAUUUCAGUGAAAUUCAGUGGACAGUUUGUUCCGUUGCAGAGGAAUGAAUUAUAAUGUUUUUGGUGCUGAUCCAGAAAUUAAUUAAAGCAUUUCUUAACGUUG
Thunnus maccoyii (southern bluefin tuna) is the source of this 1772-nucleotide messenger RNA. It is a transcript of the gene ptrh1, whose product is annotated as peptidyl-tRNA hydrolase 1 homolog. Gene Ontology annotation, molecular function: peptidyl-tRNA hydrolase activity. NCBI's taxonomy places the organism in Eukaryota, Metazoa, Chordata, Actinopteri, Scombriformes, Scombridae. The transcript has 5 exons. The coding region runs from base 524 to 1354 and encodes 276 amino acids. The record is from RefSeq and is a predicted model, not a curated record.